AUGUUGGUUGGAACACCUAACCCUGCUGAACUGCUGGCAAUUUCGGGGCAAAGUAGACUUCAUUUACGUUUACGAGAAAUGCUUGGGAAAAACAAAUCUUCAUACAGCCCUCCUGGGCUUCAGAAACAGAUUGAUUCGAUUAUCGAUUAUGGCGAAACCGCUUAUCCCGAUUUUCCGGGAAGUCUGGAAGAGGAGGCUGCAGUUUUCCGUAAACAUGGUCUACCUUUGCUCGUUUGGCCUUCCGGCGCUACAGCAGAAGAACUCCAGGAGGUUCGUCAUUUCCCUUACAACACACGAAAUUACUAG
Molecule: messenger RNA, 306 nt
Organism: Echinostoma caproni
Lineage: Eukaryota; Metazoa; Platyhelminthes; Trematoda; Plagiorchiida; Echinostomatidae
Source: the annotation of a GenBank genome assembly